CUUUUUUUAUUGACUUUCUUCAACGGGUCAUGUCCCCCUUUUAAGUUGGGAUUAGAACCUAAAUGCUUAUGCCUUCUAUACCUACUAACCUCAGACAAAUGCCGAUAUCCCUCAUUUGUUAAACCUAGGCCGCACAUUCCCCUACGUCUUAAUCGGAUCCUUCCUAGGUAACCUUGGCUCGUCUAUCCACCUGAACGGUCUCUGGCAGUUGCGUGCCGGGAUUGUCUGAUCUCAUAGGCGAGAGAAACACGAACGGUAUUUCUUUAGCUCCGUUUCACGUCUGUUCCCUCCCCUCUCAGGCGGGUAACCACGAUUCUCCCUGUCGUCCGGGUCUAGAAGGUCCAGCAGCAUGGCAACUUGAGGACGUGGUCGGUAUUCAUCAUUAUUUUCAUCGUCGUCGCCACGUAGUUUGAGCUCCGAUUGGCUUUUCGUUUCUUCUCCCGCAUCAUCCGCAUCUCCCACGAGCCAGAGCCAGAGCCAACCACCACCACCGAUCCGGCAGCGUAGGUCAAGAAGGAUGAGCCCCUCGAGGUCUUCGGUUGCCAACGCCGAGCAGCCGUCGUCCCAAAAGAAGGCAUCCUCGCUCGCCGGCUUCUUCAGCAAGAUCCUACCGAGUAACCGUCCAGAACAAGGAGGCACCCGCCGCACGGACUGGACGGGUGAUAACGACAACGCGGUAGGGACGAGCCGUAGCGAGCUGACCGGUUGGAACCUUGCUAAAGAAAAGUUUCCCGCACACCAUACAUCGACAAGCGGGCCAGAAGAACCUAGUCACCGCCGGGUCUGGAGCUGGAGCCCGCAAAAGAGAGACUCUAGGUUCGUUGAGAACUUACCAAGGGGCCGAUCCCGUUGGCAUGAACAAGCUCCGGAAGUUUCAGAUGGUGAAUCUCAGCCACCUCGAAAGUCGGAGGCGCUGACAAGGACCGAAGUACACGAGAUACUCCAGUCCAAGGAAGAAACCAGGAGAAAUCGACGGAGCCUAAAGGAGAGUGGGGAUUGGCUAGGUGUACAAGGUGCUGAUCCAUACUCGGGACAGUUCUCAGUCCUUACACCUACGGACACUCUUAGCUCUGAGACGACCAGCACGUCGACGCGUACGAAGCUAGCCGGGUUGGCGCGGAAGAAGAAAGCCGCGAUGUUAGAGUACGAACAGCUUAGGCUAUUGGAAGAGCAAGAGAAGGAUAAGGCUAGGCUAGACAGGGACCAGGCGAAACUCGACAAAAUCGAACGUGUGAAGGAAGAGCUUAGACGUCAGCACCAAUUCGCCAAAUGGAGCCAGCACAAGCGCAACUGGUCUUCCGCCGCCGAACCCAACCUCAGUCCGAUUGCCCAGUCUCUAGACAGUUUGGCGCUUAGAAGCAGUGAGGCAUCUAGUUUAUUGUUUUCGAAGCUCCCCACUGACUCUUUCCUAUCAGAUCCUGAGGAUAUCACAUCAGCUAUUCCAAAUUUCUCUCGCCCUAAUCGUCCGCCAGUAUCAAAGAUUACCUUACCAGACCAAGCCGAACGGCUUAGUUACGAUAGCACACAGCCUCAGGGGCGUAGGCGGCUUAACCAAUCUACCGACACUAUUAUUCAUAACUCACCAGAUGUUAAUUUCGAACCUGCGUAUCUCACAAGGCCAGCCACCCAGCCGUCAGGGAUACGUCUCGACGCUGAGCAGCCGAACGUUGUACGGACGAAGAGCGAGAGGCAUUUUUUAUGGAGGCGCCGACGGGAGACAGACCCGGGAAAAUUAAGUACAGCUCACAAAGGAGGGAUCGUGGUGUCCAUGGCAGCCCAGAAUCCGAUAUCGAGUUCGAUCGAGCACAUUCGCGAGGAUCACUUCGCCGACCUAACGAUCCCGGAUUAUCGUCUCCAUCUCCUAUCACCGGAACCAGUAGACACGGCCGACAACCAGUCGACGUUUUUAGAAGACCCGCCGUUGACAACGCCCAAUCCAAGUUCUUUGGGGAUGAACGAGAUGGCACUCUCCUCGACCACAAAUCUAGUAUACUCACAGGGGAACGGGAGAGUCAGCCAAAGCACAAAUACAACACCAGUGAUCUCAUCCUCUUCGAAGCUGAGAGACAUAAUGAGACGGUCCCCGAUCCACCGCAAACUAGUUCCAAACCUAUUAGCUACCGUUCACACCAAGGACAUAGAGAAGCACCAUAUGUCACCUCCGACUUUCGACGAACUUCAAGAUCGCACGGUCAACAAUUUACCAGCAGACGCUCCAGUAUGCCAGAGCCAGCCUUCACGGCCGGGCCCGCAAGGGAGGGCCAGCUUAGAGAAGGCAAACAGGAUGUUACACCGCGCGGAAAACCACCUCAAGCGGGCCCGGAGAGAAUCUGUGUCCACACCCACCACCACCAUUACUGGCUGCGUUCCCGCUCAGCAGAGCCAACCCGAUACCCCGCAGCCAAAACUAUGUGUCGAAGCCAGUCAGAUAGACGGCACAACAAACAUUAUGGACAGCUCGGCGACCCCGGCGUCCUUGCAUCAGCGCGACCCUUGCAUGACGCCAGACCUAAUACCAGAGGAACGUAGGACGUCUUCCCUUCCCACAACGCCACAGAACAGCUUGCCGAAUCCCGAGCGCGCCCAAGGGAUACCAGGGACCGGUAUUUCAUCAACUCGCCGUGUGACGCCAGAGAAGAAGCAGCCGGCCAGAGUUUCCCCACAAACAACUCCAGGGCUUUGCCGUCUCGUCCAAAAGAAUGGCACAACGAAUCAAAUGGACGUGUCAGAGGACGGGGACGCAGUCGAGAAGACAGAAAUGACCAAGACAGAAAAGGCCGAUCACUCAAAGACCAAGAAGACAAUCCGACAAGAACGAGCCGAGAGAAUCAACCGAGAGAGUCGCAGCUCAAGUAUGACUCGAACGCCAACAAUAACUUCGCAAGAAGUACAUCAGCGCCUAUCAUACGAGGCACCGAGGGAGAUCAUAAUAGAAGAGGCGGCACGAAUUGCCAUGUUGCGUUCAAGAGCCAAGGAAAUAGCAAGAAGCAGAUCGGGCGACCGCAAAGUAAGCCGCAACCGGAGCAGAACUCCCAGUCCGGUAAGAAAGCAAGUCUCCAACGGCAAAACGACGACGACGGAGCCGAAGCGGUCGCUUCAAAAACGACCGAGGAAGAAACACCGCGGCGAAGAAGGCGCAGGCACCGAGCUUCCUUCCAAGCCUGAACACAUCGAGGUGGAUGAGAAGACUACUAAUAAGGCACAACAUAAAAAAGGGGUUACGGAAGGAUUUGUUGGCAAACGAGACGCAUCCGUAAGGGUAGUACGAUUCUGUAAGACGGUCUACAUAGUAUUCCUAGGUCUAACAUGUACUUGGUGGACCAUAGUGCGGCCGGCUUUCAAUCCGCGAAGCGAUCUGUGGAGGAGGAGGCACAGGAAGGAGAGCACGUGGAGAGAUACGGUCGUUCUCACAUCGGCGGGGUUAUUCUGCCUGGUCGGGGCAUUGUGCGGUUGGUACAUGUCAAGGCUGUUCUGGUGGCUUUUGGAGCGAUGACGCCUUAAGCCUUAAGGGUUACCACGGUACAAUAGGCUGAUCAAUAGGCUGAUAUUCCUGUACUAUGUACGGGGUUAUAGUACAUACCUACCUAGGUAUGUUUGGAGACCGGGCUAGUAGUCGACUGCGGUAUUCGGACAUAGGUAUGGGGCGGUUGGGGCAGUAGGUUGUUCUAGACGGUUGAGGCUCCGACUAGAGCCGAUGGUCCCGACGGAAGCAAAAAAUGGAGCUUGGGAGAGGCUCGACGGCAAACAUCGGAGGGUCACCGGUCCGCCAAAUCGGGGGCUUCUCACAUGGACAAUGCAUACCACGUAGCAGUAGUAGGUACUUAAUAUGCAUAGCCAAAGAUGCGGUGUAUAUAUAUACCGCAUUCAUUAGAGGUAGUUUUAUGGAAAAUCAGCAAUAGCUUCGCGUCCCGAUUCCCGAUUCCCGAUUUCGCUAUUGUAUUUUUUUGGGAAGGCUGGAGGGUUCUUAUUUAAAAGCCCGCACGACUCGCACGAGACUUAUCCGAAGUCUGGAAGAGAGAUGCAGGUAUGGUUCGGAUAGUGCAGGUGGUUGCAGGUACAUAGUUGCAGGUAUAUAUUCUGCGGUGUAGGAAUGUGUGCCUGUGUUCUAAAAUGGGCAACCUUAGUGUAGGUAUUGUACAUGUACCGCUGUACCCUCACCAUCGCACAGAAAGAGCG
Daldinia vernicosa is the source of this 4176-nucleotide messenger RNA. RefSeq lists its product as uncharacterized. The record is from RefSeq and is a predicted model, not a curated record. Lineage: Eukaryota; Fungi; Ascomycota; Sordariomycetes; Xylariales; Hypoxylaceae. The transcript has a single exon. Bases 518 to 3493 code for a protein of 991 amino acids.